Zygosaccharomyces rouxii is the source of this 3756-nucleotide messenger RNA. It is a transcript of the gene SPO71, whose product is annotated as Spo71p. The record is from RefSeq and is a predicted model, not a curated record. The transcript has a single exon. Gene Ontology annotation, biological process: protein localization to prospore membrane; ascospore-type prospore membrane formation. The coding region runs from base 1 to 3756 and encodes 1251 amino acids. Gene Ontology annotation, cellular component: prospore membrane. Lineage: Eukaryota; Fungi; Ascomycota; Saccharomycetes; Saccharomycetales; Saccharomycetaceae.
AUGACUCUCAGCACCGAGGAAGUUAUCAACAUUGUGAUAGAUGAUGAGAAAUACACAAAGCAUGUGAACUCACAUUCGCUACCAAGCGAUGCAAAGGUAAGGAUUUUUGAGAUUCCAAAAUCUUCGUUUACCGCCUUUAGAUUGUCAUAUGCAUCUCCCGUUGAGCUCUCUCUAUCAUCUAAAGUAGUUCUGUUGGGUGGAGUUCCAGAACACUGGUAUCAAGCACAGACAGACAGCUUUAAGCGAGAGCUGUUGAAAGCGAAAACUCCAAAGGUUAGAGGAAGGGUGGACAAAUUGACCAAAUAUGGGUUAAGAGCUGUUUAUAAUUCAGAGAAUUUCGAAGAAGAAAUAUCAUCGGACCCAUGUUCUAAAGAAGGGCAAGAUAUUGAAGAGCCACAUUUUCCUGAUGUUAGUGGUCAGACUCCAGGGAAGAUCAAGCAUUCAGCCACUUCCAAUUCUGAUGGUUUCCGUCGAUUAAAAAGAAAUACGCAGCAAUCACCUUUCAUUCAGGCGGUAGAUUUUUAUCAGACACCAUCCUUUUCGAGGAGGGGCAAAUUAAAGGCUUCAAGUAAGACCUCUGGGGAUAUACCCACGAUUGCUUCCUUGAAUAAGGGGCCGCUCAGAAAGGUUCUGACACAAAUUGAUGAGUGUGAGGAAAGUUCUCCUGAUCAUAAUUUACCUGAUAGAAGUUUGAAUGAGGAUAAGGGACAGAAUGAUGCAUUGAGCGAAAAAAGUUCUGGUCGGCUUCGAAGACCGUCCACCAGUAUUUCCUCUGGGAAAAGUGAUCAUGAUUCACAUCAAGAUCGACAACUCUUAGACCAGUUGUAUCGUGAGCAAGAACUCAAUGAAAUAGAAAUGAACAAAUUGUUGAAUGGGGUUCCUCCUUCACUGAAUCAAGACACUCAAUCUACAGAUACUUACGUGUCGGCGGCAGCUGAAUCAGAUGAUGUAAGGGAGUCAAGGGAGGGUGAUCAUGGAUCUACAACAUCAGUGAUUUCCUCAUCAGCAGGUUCCACACUUUCAAUUGCAGAUGCUUCCAGACCAUAUAGACCCACCAAUUCUGUCGAUAACACAAAACAUUAUAAUUUAAACUUUAACCUGCAGGACCCUCCUUCUCAUCAGAAAAGAUCAAUUGAUCAAACUUUGAGUACACAAAAACAUAUUCAAGAUUCGAAGGAGCCGUCUGUGGUUUUUAUGAAGGCAAUGGCACUCUCAAAGGAUUAUAAGAGGUUGUCAGUUUUGAAGCCUAAUCCAGAACAAAUAUCAUCGGAUCAAAGAGGUAAACCAACUGAAUCGGAUAAGAAUUUAAGCCCUAAGGUACACAGACUUAAAUUGGAGUCCUUCAAUGAUAAACGUGAGGGGAUGGUCGCCAGAGUAAGACAAGGCUUUUCACGAAGAUAUGGUUCUCAUUCCUCUCAUUUACAUCGGGAUCGAUCAGGCCCAAUUGUAAUGAUGGACAAAAUGUUAGUUAUGGUUAAAAAUGCGAUUAGCCAAAGAAACCCAAUUGCAGAUUUUUCUGAAGCGGAACCAAUAGACACAAGGGUAACUUACAGGUGGAGGGAAUACCUAGUUGUAGCUAGACUCACGCAUCGAAAUGAUCAUCCAAUUUUGAUACAGUUUUGUCACGGGAAACAUUUCUCACAUUUGCAACGUGAUGAUGAACGUGAUGAUGGUCCUGGCAAUGGGAAUACGUUGGAUUUUUACGUGAGCAAAAAUUGCAUAGUGGGGCUUUACAAUCUUCUGGACAACACAAUCUUCAUUGAAAAACCGGACGAUAAACUUAACUCACAUACUUUGGAAGAGCUUUAUGGGGUGAAAGAUUCAGAUCUGUCGACCUUAAGGUUCUACAUUCUGAAAUGUCGUACCUUAGCGUCCACUAGUAAAUGGUAUGAUUUUUUACAAAAUGUAACGGGCAUGCCGCCUAUUUCCAAUAAAAUUUCGUUGCGAGUUCCUGAAGCUAACGUUUUGUUCACCGUGCAUUUGAACAAAGAUGCGUUGGAGCGGUUGGAUCAAAUAGAGGUGCGUGAACGUAAGACAUUGAAGAUAUCAUGUCUCCCCAGAGGUUAUUGUGUCUUCCAGAUCCCCAUACUAAGGUACCUUUCAGUAACCGUCGAUGAAAAGCUAAGAGCUGCCGGUUACAGUGAGGUAGUUAAAAGAUGGGAGGGAAUUAAUGUCAACUUAGGUUGUAAUUUUAGGCAUUAUGACAUGAUAAAUUGGUGUCCCGGAUAUCAAGGGACUUCGUUGAGAAGCUUAUCUGCUCUUUUUCAGUCACACGUGCUUGAAUUUAGACCUUAUACUUAUUAUGGAAGAAAGUUGAAUUUAACCGACGGUUCUACAUUGUUGGAACCUGCUGCAGUGGAAGGUUUCCUUCUGAAAUUGACUAAUUAUAAGGGCCUAGAUAAGAAUGUUUUAGGUAAGCCCUAUCUUAAGCCAGCUUAUUUUUUCACCAGUGAGAACUUGUUAUUUACUAUGGGGUCUAUUAAAUCCACCCCACCGGUUCCUUUGGAACUAUUAAUCUCUGCCACUGAUCAGUCUGAUGAGGAAAAAGUUAAUACAAGUCUAAAGGAUUUACCAGAAGUAUAUGAACAAAAUCCAUAUCCUCUAGACCUGGAAAGUCACAUUGAAUGGUUGAAGGACAAGUUGGAUGAAGAAGUUUUUGCCCUUAAUGACUACUAUGCCUUCAAGUGCUUUAAUAGAAGAAUUAUCCAAAUUCUGAAGUCUGAAGGUCUACUUGACAUGACAGAUAUCGAAGAGGUAUAUCAGGGAUCUAUUACUGACAUACAAUCGCAUGAGAUAAACUAUCAAAUUUAUAAUCAAGCCAGAAGUACAUUUUGGAAGGUUGAAAAAUCAUUGAAUGAAACUGCUCAGUCAUUAAUUUUCAUUCAAACAAAGGAUCGGCGUAUUAUGAAGUUGCUAGCGCCGAAUCAGACCGUCUGCAAAGAGUGGGUUACUAGGUUAAGGGCACUUGUUAAAUAUUGGAAGGAAAAGCAAGAAAGUGAUUUCAGGAAAUUGUGGAGUACUAAGGUUCAAAAUAUUAAGAAUUUGAAGAUCGAUGAAGUGGAGGAGGCUAAUAUUAAUGGUCGUACUCCUAAGUGGAUGACUGAAAGAGGAGUGACAGACCCGAGCAUAUAUAAUAUCAAUGCUCUUGCUGUGCUCCGUCCUAUCCUCCAUAGAGGCGUUUUACAUCAGAAACCCAAGAAACAUUCUGUUUUUUCCAAAUAUUGGGUGGUUCUCAUUCCUGGCUUUUUGAUUUUGUACCGCUAUUUCAGGAAGUCCAAGACUGGCUAUGUCAAAUCAUCCAUCGAUCAUGUUCAUCACAUGACAAUUCCAAUUGAGGAGUGUUACGUGUAUUCUGGUACGCUUACGGAGCUAGAUCUAAUUGAUAGGGAUAAAACUUUUGAUGAAUUUAAUCCAGGAAGUCACUCUUUGCCUCGCAUUUACGAUGAUGGUUGGACUUCCAGUGAAACUGAGACAUCGAGAUGCUUUACACUUUGGUUUGGUAAAAAAAAGAUUUUAUCCAAAUCAUCCAGAAACUUACGAGAACAGAGUGGCCAAAAUAAUAGCCCUCAGAUCUCUGACCUGAAAAAUGAGCCUGCGAGUGGUAAUUUACAGAACCCUAAUAUGAUAAAAAUGGUAAAACAACUUGGGGUCAGUGGAAGAUCUAUGGUCUUUAUGGCUAGAUCAAGACAAGAAAGAGACAUAUGGGUGCUUUCACUGCAUUAUGAACUGGAACGUUUGAUGAAUUAUAGCAGAUAG